UAGGGGGCACAAAAUUUCUCAUCUUUCUCUAGGACUUUGAGACAUGACGGGUGCUGUCUUCCUGGCUAUCCUUUGCUUAGGUGUGGUCUCAGCAGCUCCAUCACUGGAUCCCGGUUUGGAUGCUGAAUGGCAGGAGUGGAAGACAAACUAUAAGAAAACAUACAGCCCGGAUGAAGAAGGACACAAGAGGGCAGUAUGGGAGAGUAACAGGAAAAUGAUUCAACUGCACAAUGAGGAAUAUGACCAGGGAAAGCACAGCUUCACCAUGGAACUGAACGCCUUUGCUGACAUGGUGCGUGUGUGUGGAUUGCUUAGUAUUCUGCUGAUUUUCCUCAGUUCUUUAUAAGUAGUCUCUGCCUUUUUUUUUUUUUUUCUU
This is a messenger RNA of Nannospalax galili (Upper Galilee mountains blind mole rat), 376 nucleotides long. RefSeq names its product cathepsin J-like. The transcript is spliced from 2 exons. The record is from RefSeq and is a predicted model, not a curated record. The coding region runs from base 44 to 346 and encodes 100 amino acids. NCBI's taxonomy places the organism in Eukaryota, Metazoa, Chordata, Mammalia, Rodentia, Spalacidae.